Naegleria fowleri is the source of this 2283-nucleotide messenger RNA. RefSeq lists its product as uncharacterized. The transcript is spliced from 2 exons. Bases 1 to 2283 code for a protein of 760 amino acids. Gene Ontology annotation, cellular component: extracellular matrix. The record is from RefSeq and is a predicted model, not a curated record. Lineage: Eukaryota; Heterolobosea; Eutetramitea; Acrasida; Naegleriidae.
AUGGCUUGCGUUAGUUCAUCAUCACAACAAAAAAUUCAACACACAAGUCUUCGUCAUCGUGCUACUAAACAUCAACAAACGAUGAUGAGCAGAUCAAAAUUUCUGAUUGGCUUGUUGUUGGUGGCAACUUGUGUCAUCCUUGCCCUGCUACCAGCAGAAGCCCGUCGAGUAAGAGCCAACUCUGUCUUACAGAGAUGUCAAUCCAUUGGUGAUCCACACUAUGUUUCAUUCACAGGAAAGAAAUAUGACUUUUAUGGCGUCGGUGACUAUGUGUUGGCAGAAACUGUUGACAAGUCAUUCGUUGUGCAUGCAAGAACAGGAAAAUGGAAUAGAGUAUCCGUCAAUACUGCCUUUGCUGUUAAAAUCAAUCAAAAAGAUUCCUUUGAAUAUGAUACCAAAACCAAUUCCUUCUAUUUGAACGGAAAGCAAACCAAAGUGAAUGUGGGUCAAACCAUUGCAUUGAGUGGAUCUGUUGCCACCGUCAAACGAGUAUCUUCCAACUCAUUAAUCAUCUCUUCAAAGAAUGGAGCUCACUUGACUGCUACAUGGCACAGGAGUCCAUCAUUCAGAAGUGCCUAUGGUUCCUUUGGACACAUCUCAUUGAUUCUCGAUGCUCCAAGAACUUUGAACUUCUCUUCGGGUUUGUGUGUUUCUCGUUCCUACCUUUCUCGAUCUGCAACAGGUAUUCUGCACAAUCAUAAGGAAAGAAGAAUUGAGAGAAGAGUCCAACCAAAGAAGCCAACCAAGAAACAACUCAAGAGAGCUCGUCGAGUGUGUAGAAAGGUUGGUUUGAACAAACACAAGAAUCCAAAUGCUUUCCAUGCUUGUGUGGUUGAUCAAAUUCAAGCUGGUAAGAGACUUGGUAAAGACUUUGCCAAGACCAUUGUCAAGGUUAAAAAGUUAGAGAAGAAGAAGAGCAACAAGUGGAAGAAACAAGCCAAGAAGAUCAUUAAGAAGGUUAAAAAGGCAAGACGUGCUGCUCGAAAGGCCAUCCUUAAGAAGGUAAAGAAGACCAAGAAACUUGCAAAGAAGGCAAAGAAGGCUGUUCGUAAACUUUUGAAGAAACUUCAUAAGGCUCUGAGAAGAAAGAAACUCAAAUCCAGAAGUGCUCGUCGUGCCAGACGUAGACUCAUCAAGCGUUUGAAGAAGGCUCUGAGAAGAAAGCAAAGAAUUGCAAGACGUCGUGCAAGAGCUGCUCGUCGUGCCAAGAGAAGAGCUGCUCUCAAGAAGGCCCGUAGAAAUAGAAGACGUGCAUUGAGAAGACGUGCUGUUCUUAAGAAGCUUGCCAAGUUGAAGAGAAGAAAGGCUUUGAAGAGAAGAGCUGCUGCCAUCAAGAAGUCUCUACGUAGAAGAAUUGCAAGACGUCGUGCUGCAUUGAGAAGACAACGUGGUAAGGCUUCCAAGAGAAGAGUUGCUCGCCGUGCUUCUGCUGCCAAGAGAAGAGUUGCUGCCAUCAAGAAGGCUCUUAGAAGACGUGCUGCAUUGAAGAGAGCUGCUCGUCGUGCCCUUAUUAAGAGACAAAGAAAGCUCAAGCGCCGUGCAUUGAAGAGAGCAAGACGCAUCAUACGUGCUGCAUUGAAGAGAGCUCGUCGUGCUUGUAAGAGGGCUAAGAGACGUGCUUUGAAGAGAUCAAGAAAAUUGACAAGAAAGGGUAAACAUGCAAAGCGUGUCGCAAGACGGGCCAUCAAACGUGUCAGAAAACUCCUUGCCAAACUGAGAAUUUCUAAAUCCAAGCGUGCUGCUAGACGUGUAAGACGUGCUUUGAGAAGAGCAAGACGUGUGGCAAGAAAGCUCGUAAGACGCUCUCGUCGUGUCUGUAAGAAGGUGAAACGUGCUUUGAAGAAAAACAAACGUGCUAAACGAGUAUGCAAGAAGCUCAAGAGACGUGCUUUGAGAAGAGCAAGAAAGGCCAAGCGUGCCAUCUUGAAGAAACUUAGAAAGAGAGCCUCUCGCAGAUACAACAAACUCAUUAAGAGAAUUUCCGCAACUGUGAUCAAGAGAAAGACUUCUCGAAAGAUUAGAAAAUUGUUGAAAAAGGUCUUGAGAAAACAAAGAAAGUUGGGUAAGAGAUAUUGUCCAAAGAAACACUUACCUCGUAAGCUUAAGAAGGUCUUGAAGGCUUUGAAGAUCAAGAUUCACAAGUGCGGAAAAGGAAAGGUAAGAAGAGUCCGUAGAAGACACAGAGGUGGUAGAAAGGCAAGAAGAGCCGGCAGAAGAGUCUCAGUGAUUGGUAGAAAGCUCGCAAGAGCUCUUUUACGUGUUUCUAAAUGUAAGAAGAAUUAA